UACAGCCGCAUCCCAAAUUGACAUGAUUCCACUAGGACACUUGGUUUGACGCACAUUAAGCGUAACACGUUUACACGGGUGAUAAUAUUAGUAAUAGUCAAAUUGUCGCAUACUUCAAGUAGAUUGCUGGCCUACGUUCAGUAAUGUGAAUAUUUAUAGUGCGAGACGCUUAUUUCGCCUUGCGGGUGGCACCGUAUAGCUUCGACCCAGCGGAGAGCAGUUUGUUUUUUAAUCUGGCCGGGUGGUGUGGAGAUACUGUAGGCUUCCCGCUACAUUCCGGUCGUUAUUGUCUAUCAUAAAGGAUGCAUAGUGACUAGCAAAUAGACGACACUUCAGUGAACGCUGAGCUGAGUUUUUCUGGCGCGUUAAAACAGACUAAAGAUGGGGCUGCUCGGCUAUUGGAUUCUUUUCACCACACCUUUGGUUCAAUCUGUUCUGUCCAGUCUGCACCCUGACUGUGAGUAUGUCUUUCAGCUGGAGAGAGAGGAGAGGCAUUGUCUUCAGUACAUCACAGAGCACGAUAACAACCACAGUACGCUCGGCUGUCUUCCGUUCUGGGACUCUUUGGCUUGCUGGCCAUAUGCCGUGGUUGGGGAGACAGUCCGCACAGAGUGCCCUGAUGUUUUCUCCAUUCUAGGGAACAAAACUGGGUCCGUAAGCAGAAACUGUAGCAGCAUCGGAUGGUCCCAGCCGUUCCCCCCUUACCGCAUAGCCUGUAUUGUUGAGGAUGACAUUGACGUCCCUGAGGAUUCAUAUUAUGCCACGAUCAAGUACUUUGCCACAGUGAAGCUGAUCUACAGCAUUGGCUAUGGGACUUCUCUGGUCUUUCUGUCCAUCGCCGUGUUGAUCCUGGUGCUUUUCAGAAAGCUUCGUUGUGCCAGGAAUUGCAUUCACAUCCAGUUGUUCGUCACGUUCAUGCUUAAGGCGGUGGCUGUGUUCAUCAAGGACGCCACACUGUUUGCCAGCGAUGACACAGAUCACUGCACGCUCUCCACCGCAGCCUGUAAGGCCUCAGUGGUCUUCUGUCACUACUGUGUCAUGGCUAACUUCUUCUGGCUCCUGGUUGAGGCUCUCUACCUGAACUCCUUGCUCCUCUCCUCCUUCCACCACAGCCAUCGUUGCCUCUGGGGCUUUGGCCUGCUGGGCUGGGGUGUUCCUCUCGUCUUUAUAAUCAUGUGGAUUGGGUCCAGGAUGUAUUUUGAAGAUACUGAAUGCUGGGACAUCAAUGAGGACUCCCCCUAUUGGUGGAUCAUCAAAGGACCAAUCGUUGUGUCAAUCGUGGUCAAUUUCAUCCUUUUCAUGAACAUCAUCAAAAUCCUGAUCCAGAAACUGAACCCUCGUCUGAUCCAAUUUAACAACUCGGACCAGUAUAAGCGUCUGACUAAGUCCACCCUCCUCCUCAUCCCGCUUUUCGGCACCCAUUACAUGGUGUUCAACUUCCUGCCUGACUACUUUAAUAUUACAGUGCGCAUCUGUAUCGAGCUUUGCAUGGGAUCCUUUCAGGGGCUGAUUGUGGCGAUUCUCUAUUGCUUUCUCAAUAAAGAGGUGCAGAAGGAGAUCCGUGUGAGGUGGAUGAAGUGGCAGGACAACAGCUACGGAGCGGUGCUGCCCGGUGCCAAGGGCAGCCAGAUGGACACGCCGUUCUAGUGCUCUUCCAACUCCCCCUUCGGACCUACACAAGCGUCUUUCCCAGGCGUCAGAGUAGACCUGAAAUCUGCCUUUGAAAUCCUCUGUGUUUAGACUGGACAGGGAGCUGCCAAAGUCUGAGUGGAGUUAUUGUAGCAAGUUGACUGGAAACUAUGUGAGGGUAAUGAGAAUGACAGUAGCAGUUUAGUUGAAUUAGAAAAGCUGUGAGGGUGAAAAUGGGCUAAGACUGAAAAUGUUGACUUUCUAUGGACGUCCCUUCUAGAAGAGACCAUGUACAUAUGAAGUAAUUUUCUUCGUCCUUCUUCUGCCUCCACACAUCUAUGAAGUACUUUUGAAAGAGAGGGUGUAUAGAGGGUGUAUACAUUGUAUUCUUGAGAUGUACACUGUCCUUUCCUCUGAUCAUUACAAUGUCAUUACUGAGAGGACCACUGGGUUCAUCCAUCGCUUUCAGUAGAUGAACUGUGGCAGCACUGUGAAAUGCUAUUUGUCUCCAUCCAACUCCUCUUCUGUGUCAAGGCACACAGGAAAGUCUUUCUAUGUGUAGCUCUGAUCCAUAGUGUUGCGUGGCCAUCUACGAUGCUGAAGCUGAACAUCAUGUCCUAGACCAAAGUUGUCUCCAUGGUGACACGGUGUAGGGAGGGAAACGGGACGCAGACCCGGGCACAAACCAGACUUCACUGGGGUUAAGCAAAGAGUACCCGAACUGGAUGAGGGUAAACCAAAACAACUAGAACUAAGCUCAGGAGACACAAGGACACCUGACAUUGACAGACUCCACCAGAGUCACGGGUGAACUGAGGUAUUCGUAUAGUCCAGGUGUGUUUGAGUCCAGCUGAGUGGGACAGGGAUGAGGGCCAAGUAUGUGCCUAGAGUGUAAGGGAACCAAAGGGAAAAUGGUACUGGAACCAGCCCAGUGCCUGCAAACGCAUCAUGGGGGAGGGCAGGUGUUACGUAUGGUACUGGGCCGCCAUGGGUUCUUUCUCAGAUGAGCAAAGAAGUUGGGUCUUUUAAGAAGUUCGUAAUAAUUAAUAUAUUAUCUGGCAAAUACAGUUUUUUUUCAAAUGGUUCCAUUGUCAGGUUUUUGGGGGGAUUUUCUUAUUUGUGUUUGGACUCUUCAACUGUGGCCUGCAGUGCUGAAACAUGUCAGUUUUGUGUUUUUACUGGUAGUUAAUUGAACCGACCUGGUCAAUUAGUCAUUUAAGAGGCAAUUAAAGUCUAGUAAUGCCAUGAAUUCUAAGGAAAGGGGUUUAUGCCUUUUAAGGUUUUCACUGAUCUAAUUUCUAAUUCUGAAAGUAAAUAUUUCUACAUGUGCAAUAUAGAUGUCAUGCCAUUACUAAACGGAUUGUGUGUUAAUGUGCUUGAAUGUUCAAAUAAAAGCCAAAUUCUGUUUAA
Messenger RNA from Esox lucius (northern pike), 3039 nucleotides. RefSeq names its product growth hormone releasing hormone receptor, like (gene ghrhrl). The coding region runs from base 382 to 1647 and encodes 421 amino acids. Gene Ontology annotation, cellular component: plasma membrane. Gene Ontology annotation, biological process: cell surface receptor signaling pathway; positive regulation of cell population proliferation; adenylate cyclase-activating G protein-coupled receptor signaling pathway. The transcript has 13 exons. NCBI's taxonomy places the organism in Eukaryota, Metazoa, Chordata, Actinopteri, Esociformes, Esocidae. Gene Ontology annotation, molecular function: growth hormone-releasing hormone receptor activity; G protein-coupled peptide receptor activity; growth factor binding. The record is from RefSeq and is a predicted model, not a curated record.